Molecule: messenger RNA, 2040 nt
Organism: Cryptosporidium ubiquitum
Lineage: Eukaryota; Apicomplexa; Conoidasida; Eucoccidiorida; Cryptosporidiidae
Exons: 1
Coding region: 1-2040 (679 amino acids)
Source: RefSeq, a predicted model, not a curated record
AUGGAAAACGAAGCAGAAGAAAAUUUCUCAAAAAUGAUUAAAGCUGUAAAUCCACUUUCUAAUGAUCAAAAGGUAUUUUUGGAUUUGGGACAAGAAGGUAAGGCCAUUCCAAUUGAUGCUACAAACACAGGUAUUUAUGAGUAUAAUAUUACAAAACCAAUUACAAUCACCAAAAGUGGUUCUUAUGUUGAGGAUGACGAUUCAUGUUUAACAACUACUAUAACUACUAACGAACUUUGUGAUUCAAAUAGUGUUCUCUCUGUUGCUGGAGCGAAUAACUCAGAAGAUAUACAAACAGAAGACUCAAAAACAGAUGUUCUGGCAAAUAAAGAUUCUAAAGAAAAACUAGAAGAGCAAUCUGCUUUUGAUAUUCAUCCUAUUAAUAUUGACACAGGAGCUGAGGAAUUGGUACAAUCCGCACAAAGUACCUCUAAAUCAGGUCGUCGUUCAUCAGCAAAUCAUGAAGUUGGUUCAAGGCAACUGAAAUACAAUCAAAUUGGAGUAUAUUGGAAAGAUAAAGAAAGCAGAGUUUAUGCUAGGUUUACAUGGGCCACUAGAAAGUAUUCUAAAAGCUUUUAUGUGGGCCCCAAUAAGCCAUAUGCUACUGUUAGGGAUGCAGAAAAGGCUGCUAUCAGAUUUUUGUUGAUUAAUAGUCCAUUACAUAGAAGAAGCCACUUAAAACAUUUUAGAUUUUCAGAAAGUGAUGAAGAAGGAGAAGAGCCUUAUGUUGGUUCUCAAGCACUUAAGGAGGCAAGAAGGACCAAAGGAAUCAUGUUACAUUUCCCUGCUCCUGAAAGUGAUGAUGAGGUUUGGUCUCAUUAUAACACUUCCAAUAUCAAUCCUGCAACCUUGUAUGGUGAGAUUAUUAAGAAAAUGGAUAAUAGUGAAGGAAAUGCCGCUGGAAUAACUAGCCCAAUUACAUCUGCCAGAGAGUAUGUUACAGCUAAGCAUAAGCAGAAUACCAAUACAAACCAAAAUGAAUCCAAAUUUUCCGCUUCCCUUCCAGUAAAUUCUACAAUUGGAGAAAAUGUCUCUUCUGAUGACUUAUUUUUGGCAUUAAUGGCAAACCAAAUUGAAUCCGAUAGACUAGUAGAGAGGCAGACUACGGGAACAUAUAUGAACCCAUCAGCCAGUUCAACUACUGUUUCCUCUAAGAGAUUUAAACCAAAUUCCAAAACAGAAACUCUUGAUUCUUCUGAAUUAAACUUUUUCCCCACGAAUUCGAAUCAACUUGGAUCGGCAUUUAUGGAUCAAAGCUCUUCAACUACCUCCACUAAUCCUUUUGUUGGUAUGGAUUAUAAUACUUUGGUCGCUUUACAACAUGCUCAAAUGGCAAAUUAUUAUUUGCAACAGCAAGUGGCAUAUGCAGCUGCUGCUAAUCUUGCAAUAUCAUCAAAUACUAGUGGGAACUAUGCUAAUGCUGCAAUACGUACAAACCCAUUCAUAAUUCCACAAUAUUGCUUGGCACCUGUUACUGGAUUAGAAUCCAAUAAAUCUGAAGAAUCAGAAGUUGAUAAACUCCAAGGUGUUACUUUAAAUGUUGGUGGUCUUAAAGGUUCUACUCAGUCUAAUGCUUCUAACUCUGUUAAAAACAUUGCAGAAUCUACACUAGAUCAGUAUGGUGCAAUAAUGCCAGGACAAGAAACAAAGGCAAUGCCUUCUUCGAAUAUUACUAUUUGUGGUACAAACAUUCCAAGUAAUUACCAUACGGAUUAUAUGGCUGUUAUGGCUGCUGCAUAUUCAGGUUGGUAUUCGCCUUAUGGAUACACUAUGCCUUUUAUGGGAUCAUACACCCCAAUGAUGCCUUCGAUUAUUCCGAAUCCAAAUGUAUUGGGAAGUCAAUUUCAUAAUAAUAUAAGUCUAUCUACAAAUACAACUAAUGCAGGUCAGGUUCAAUCAAGCAGUGUUAAUAAUGCUGUUCGAUUGCAAAAACAGGUAAAUAAUAAUGUUAAUUCCAUUGAAUCUCUGGUGAACACUCGGGUAGAAAAGGAAUUACAAUCACAAGGUACUUCAGAACAGGAAAAUAAACAAGUACCCUAA